GAAUUUAAAAACAAAGUAAAUCUGUAUAGAAAGAAUGAUAAACUGAUGAAAUAUGUUGAUGUUGGUAGGACGAAAACUAGAAUCUUUAAAGCAACUCCCAAAGCAGAAAAACGAGUUUGACUAAAAGAAUCGUUUGAGCCCACAUCAACAAUCUUUAAAGAUUCUAAGUCAACCGAAAGAUGUCACGCAAAAUGGAACAAUCAGCCCAAACGGAAGUUUUCAGCUGUGUGAUUUGUCCCCUUCCGGACAGCCAAGAGGAUAUGAUGCAAUGCCGGAAGUGUUCUGCCUGGGUUCAUUAUUCCUGUGGAGGUGCUGCAAAUGAAUCCGAAGCAAGGAAACUUGACUAUGUGUGUCCCAAAUGUCUCGCGGAAAAGUGCUCGGAAUCAAUGUCCCUGAAAUCCGGAAAUUCUAUAACCAGCCGAAGAUCGGAAGCCCUUGCUCUGAGACUGCAACAGUUGGAGGAAGAAAAGUUACUACGAGAACAACAAAAAAAGGCACAGCGCGAACUACAGGAGAAACGCCGGAUGUUACUGGAGCAGGAGGAACAGUUACAAAAGGAACAAAACCGAGAAGCUUUAGAAUAUCUGCAAAACAAACAUUCAUUGGAACGACAAUUGGAAGAAGAAUCUAGCAACGCAAGUCGAGUGAGCAUUCAUAGUCUGCGAAUCCCAAGUAAAGUAGAGGAUUGGUUGAAGGAAAACGAAAGUGUGUGUGAUGUCGAUCCAGUUCAGGAGAAGCUGGUGGCUGCCACAGCGUUAGAAAACCAAUUUCAUACGGUCAAAAUUGCAGAGGUCGAGAAGGAGUCUCAAACGAAUGCGUGCUACCGAAAAUCAGCUGAAAAUACAAGUGGUGUUACAAAUUACUAUACUCUUCCCGCCAACGAAUUUGUGAAUCCACCCGCCAAAUCGACGCCUUACCUGUUCUUGGGACGAAAUACAGAUUUUCGAGUAGCACAAGAAGCAGCUGGAAGUGCAAAUCCAAUAGAGGUUACUGUACAGAAACGUGAAAAUUAUGAAUCGCCGAGCACAAGUCGGGUGCCACAACAAGCAACUUCAAAGGGGAUCCAACCAGUUGGGUGUGAAGUUCUUCAAGAAGAGUGCUAUGUUAAAUCAGGAAGAAUUGUGCUUUCGCCCGAUCAAAUUGCCGCCCGUCAAGUCAUGUCCAAAGAUCUUCCGUUAUUUUGGGGUAGCCCUGAGGAGUGGCCCAUUUUUUACAGCCAUUAUAAAAUGACGACUGAAGCGUGUGGGUAUACUGAUGUUGAAAAUUUAGCGAGGCUUCAACGAAGUUUAAAAGGCAUCGCUCUGGAUUCGGUUCGUAGCCGGUUGUUGAUUCCAUCAUCGGUAGGGUCCAUCAUCAAAUCACUGAAGAUGUUGUUCGGUAAGCCAGAAUUAAUUAUUUAUUCAUUGAUUAAGAAGGUAAGGGAAACGCCACCACCAAAACCGGAAAGGUUGGAUAUGCUUAUUAUGUUCGGCAUGGCAGUAGUAAAUAUGUGUGAUCACAUGGUCGCCACUGAACAAAGCGAUCAUCUUUCGAAUCCAAUUUUGCUACAGGAGCUUAUCGAAAAAUUACCUGUUGCCAACAAAACGGAUUGGGUACGUUAUCGUUCUAGUUUGCCGUCAGUAAAUCUGAAAGAUUUUGGAAGAUUUAUGGAACGAACCAUACACGAAGCAAGCUCAGUUGUUUUACACGUACUUCCUCAAUCUAGAAAAUCUACAGCCGAAUGGAUGCAACGUGAUAGAUCGUAUGUCAACUUUCAUGGAAAAUCGUGGAAUCAAUCAAAAGAUAUGGAGUCAACGAUAGCGGAUGAUGACAUGAGUGUUUGCAACCAUUGUCAGCGUGGAGAACAUAAGGCAGAAAGUUGUGAUUGGUUCAAAAGCUUAUCGACUGCCGAACGGUGGAAAGUGAUCCACAAAAUGCAAUGGUGCAAAACGUGUUUAGGACAACAUGGUAAAAUCGAUGGAAGAUGGUUAUGCCCAAGUCAUCGGCGCUGUAAUGAAAACGGAUGUCAGAGGCAACAUCAUGAGCUUCUACAUACAAAUACUGAACUGUAA
Messenger RNA from Uranotaenia lowii, 2051 nucleotides. RefSeq lists its product as uncharacterized. Lineage: Eukaryota; Metazoa; Arthropoda; Insecta; Diptera; Culicidae. Bases 180 to 2051 code for a protein of 623 amino acids. The record is from RefSeq and is a predicted model, not a curated record. The transcript is spliced from 2 exons.